AAACGUCACUGCCACGUAGAGGACCAGCUGCAUGCACAGCUGCUUGUUCUUCAAACAUUUUAGUUCAUCUCUUGUAUCCUGUUGAUUCUUCAGAGGGUCUGAGUGUUGCAGGAUGCUGCUGACCGUGCUGAGCUGGCUCUGCUCCUCCCUGCUAGUGUCUGUCAGCGGGGGGAAGCUGCCUGAAGCUGAGGUGAACAUAGAAGUUAUGCACAGACCUUUUCUGUGUCACCGAAAAUCAAAGUAUGGAGACAUCCUGCUCGUGCACCAUGAGGGAUACUUUGAGAAUGGGACCAUGUUUCACAACAGUCGAGCCGAAGGUGACAGGCAGCCAAUGUGGUUCACGCUGGGCAUCAAAGAAGUAAUCAAAGGCUGGGAUAAAGGCCUGCAGGACAUGUGCUCUGGAGAGAAGAGGAGACUUGUCGUACCUCCAGCUCUGGCCUAUGGGAAGGAAGGAAGCGGUAAGAUCCCACCUGAAAGCACACUGACCUUCGUCAUCGAGGUGCUUGAGAUCAGAAAUGGACCGAGGUCACAUGAAUCCUUCCAGGAGAUGGAUCUCAACGAUGACUGGAGGCUCUCCAGGCAGGAGGUGAAGGAGUAUCUGAGGAAAGAGUUUGAGCGUCAUGGCUACCCACCCAACGACACUCUACAUGAGAACAUGGUGGAGGACAUCUUUACCAAAGAGGAUAAGAACAAAGAUGGCUUCAUAUCUUCACGAGAGUUUACUUACAAACACGAUGAACUUUAAAUUCUCUCCCAUUCCCACAAACCACUCGCUCAUCCAGUGUUCAUUGAUUUGUAUUGGAAAUACUUUGGUGCAGAGUUUUAUUUUCGGCAUACAAGUAUUUCACUUUUAUAGAAGCAUUGUGUUUGUCUGGUGUGUGACAUGCUAACUCCUCCUGUGUGUGAAGCUGUGCAGUGAUCUUUGAGCCCAUUCCACUCUGUCUUGCAUACUAGCUGCAUAUAUUUUUUUAGAAUUCAAUUGUUAUGCAGUUAUCACCAAAUGUGUCACAACAUAUCAGAGGUAAUAGACACGGAGCGAACUGUGUGCAUUUAGAUGUCCAGUGUGUGCGAUGUAGGGGGAUUUAGUGGAAUAUAGUGGUGAGGAUUGUAGAUUGCACCUGAAGGAGUAGAAGUGAACCUUUGCCUUGUUAGAAAUUCUUCACCGUUUGUCAUCCAGGAGGUUUUUAGGAGUGGAGUUACCCUCAGAGGUCUCGUCCUCUCAGAAACAAAUGGAAUAAAACAGUUUCCUGUUACACAUCAGUGUUUUUUCUACCAAGUUAAGCAUGUGACAGAUGGCCCACUUGCCACUUUACCAUGACCAGCCAGAUAAGAGGUCUCUUCCUCUCCAAAACAAACAGAAUCGGUGAUUUAAACCAGUAAAAACACUAAAGAAAGCAGUGUUUUUCCGAUGCUGCUUGUUGCGUAGGGGCUGCUAACUACGAACGCCAACCCAAAAUUGCAUAACCAUGAAUAGCCCUAUCUAGAGCCAGUGUUUGGUUUGUCCGUUCUGGGCAACUGUAGAAACAUGGCGGUGAAACAGGGCGAUCUCCGUGGACAAGGACCCGCUCCCUAUAUAGGUAUAAACGGCUCAUUCUUUUCAGGUGAUUAUACAGCAAUGAAAACAUACUUAUUAUAUUCCAUUCCUGCUAAUAUAUCCCCCAAAUCCUACACACUAGAUGUUUGUUAUGUCACAAAAAUGUGAACUUAUUUUUCAUUUUCUAUAAAGCAGUUAAAUGGGUAUUUUUACAGGACAUCAGUGAUCAUCAGUGUUUCGUGGCAGACAUGUUGACUUGACACAGCAGGAAAAGCAGGUGUAACCAAGAACAUACCCGCUUCGUUUCAUUUUCUCUUAGUGCUUCCAGUAAGCCAGUAUACACAAUACUCAGGACCUGGCACUGGCACACCUAAAUGGAACGCAGCCAGCAUUGAUGUUAUUGUAGACAUGUGUUUGACAUGUGAAGACUACUGUGAGAAAAGCACACACACUGCAAUGUCAGAGCUGAAAAGAUGUAUUGUUCAGCCCUGUUCUGCAACAUACAAUGUCAUUCUGAUUUCUAAAGCACACAUUAACAUGUACCCUACUUUUAGCAAAUUGCUGGAAGCUGUUUUGAGUUGUUACACACACAAGUCUUCAACCAGAAAAUGUUCCCACGGUGCAGACUAGAAUCUAGACUGUCAAGUUUCCACAGCGUCGGUGUGCUUUUAAUGUAAACAUAUCAAGACUAAACUCUGUAUUCAAAUGACUGUUCUGGUUAAGGCUGAUUUUUAAUGUUCUAUUUUACAACCAGUGUGAGGAAUAAAGUCAACUUUU
This is a messenger RNA of Epinephelus moara (kelp grouper), 2311 nucleotides long. Its product is annotated as peptidyl-prolyl cis-trans isomerase FKBP14-like. The coding region runs from base 113 to 745 and encodes 210 amino acids. Gene Ontology annotation, molecular function: peptidyl-prolyl cis-trans isomerase activity; calcium ion binding. Lineage: Eukaryota; Metazoa; Chordata; Actinopteri; Perciformes; Serranidae. The transcript is spliced from 4 exons. The record is from RefSeq and is a predicted model, not a curated record.